AUGGCGGCUACGGCGUCAGCGGCAGACCGGCGGCCCUGGUUCCUGCGUUCAACAUACCCCGUCGACUUCCCAGCCCACGAUGCACUGACCAAGUCGCGAGCCGAUUUCGAUGGUUUCCUGGCUGACCAACUCAUCCGGCGUCGCCCCGAUCACGCCUGCGCCGAAACGCCGACCCUCGGUGGCGACUCUGCCUCGAUAGAGGCUAAGGUCCGCGAUGACUUGGCCGUCAUGGACCUGGACGGCGCGACCCAAGCCGGUGACGAGGCCGUCGGCAACAUGGACACGGAUCCCAAGACGUGGGGACCCUUCAUGCAGGGCCUCGUGAACCACCACCGCCAUCAGCCGGCCCCGCCCGGCCUUCCGGCUAACAAGAUGCUGACGGAAAACGCCGACGUGGCGCUGCGGUCGAGCACCAACCCUCUGGUCGAUCUCUUUGCCGAGCUCGAGGACGUCGUCUCCGGGCCUCGGCUGCGGCAACUGCUCGACGCCGCGUGGGCCGAAGACCCGUCGGCCACGCUCAAACUCAUCUUCAACGCGCGCUCCAUCCACCUGGGCAAGGGUUCACGGGGCAGCUUUUACCGCGCCGCCGGCUGGCUGGCCCAGAACCACCCGCUCACCCUCGUCGCCAACCUGGGCUGGCUGAGCCGUCCGGUCAUUGAGAAGAAGGCGGGGACGGCGGCUGGCGAGGCCGACGAGGACGUGGUCCUGGUGGAGGGCCCGCGGUCCGAUGAGGAAGACGGCUGGACGAGGCUCGAUGUCAAGCACGGAGUCGCGCACGGCUACUGGAAGGAUCUCCUCAACAUCCUCGUUCUGGCCGUCAGGGGUAAGCUUGACGUCCUGGCCGACCCUCGCGACGUGCUCAACGCCGAGGACGAGAUCAUCUCGCGCGUCAUGAGGAACCGCUGCGCGCGCCGCUCCGGCCGUGUCCCGCCCAGGCCCCCCGCCAACGGCUACCGGAGCCGGGGAAGACCGACCCGCACCGGCGCCGAAAACCCGGCCGACGAGGCGGUCCCGGCGGCGCACACGGAGGCCCGGAAAGACGGAAGCGCCGGUGAAGGCAAGACAGAGAAAGCGAAGCCCGACAUCAAGCAGAGGCGGAACGAGGCGAGGAAGCGCCGCCACGCCACGGCCGUCGACGCCUUUUCCAACAACGUCGUCUACCGCGCACUACACCUCGCCGUGGCCCGGCUCUUUGCCCAGCAGCUCCGUGCCGACCUGCAGGCCCUUGGCGACGAGCACCCGGGCACCAGGCGGCGCGGCGUCUCGCUGUGCGGCAAGUGGGCGCCGUCGCAGGACCACUUCCACGACCGGCACACCUCUAUCGCCAGCUCCAUCGCCGAGCUGCUGCACCCGCGCGAGUCUUUGACCGCCCAAGACGCCGGCCUGGCCCCCGACGCCGGCCGCGAGACCUUCCUCCGGCACGCGCGGGAGCGGUACCGGCGAGACCUGUCGGCGCUGCGGGCGCACCUGGGCGUCGUGGAGCGCGACGUGACGGCCGGCACGUUUGACAGGAUCCGGUACGAGCGCGUGCCGUCGCUGGCCAUGAGCGCGCACUGCGGCGUCUUCAUCGCCAAGGACGCCGAGCGCUUCGAGGCCUACGUCGAGCGCGUCGCCCGCGGCAAGGCCGGCAUCUCGGGCGCCACGCUGCUGCCGUCGACGCUCGUCAGCCGCAUGCGCCUGUGCUCGGGCGGCGAGCCGCGGCCGUCGUCGCGGCAGGCCCUCGUGCGGCGCCGCGUGUGCGAGCUCGAGGCCCGCGUCGCCGACGGCCAGUGGCGCACGCUGGUGCGGCGGAUCCGCGACUCGGGCACGCUGGCGUCGAGCAUCGCCGUCUGCGACGUCUCCGGCAGUAUGGAGGGCCCCCGGUUCCCCGACGGCUCCUGUCCCAUGGACUCGGCCCUCGGUCUGUCGCUGCUCGUCGCCGAGGUCACGGAACCGCCCUUUGGAGGCGCCUUCAUCACCUUCAGCGCGAGUCCGACGGUGCAGAAGAUUGAUCUGACGCAGGGCCUCGGCGAGAAGCUGCGCGGCAUGCAGGCCUCGGAAUGGGGCCUCAACACGGACUUUGUCAAGGUCUUUGAGGAGCUGAUCCUGCCCAUGGCCGUGGAGAACAAGCUGCCGCCCGAGGACAUGGUCAGGCGAGUCUUUGUCUUUAGCGACAUGCACUUUGACGGUGCCCAGGAGACAUGGAGCCUUGACGGCUCCCAAGACCGCCGGGAUAAGCAGCCGGAGAAGUGGAGCUCGUCGUACGAGCGCAUCAAGCGCAACUUUGCCGGCGCUGGCUACGACAUGCCCGAGCUGGUGUUUUGGAACCUCGCGGGCGGACGCGCCGGCUCCGGGGCCGGGGAGGCCGGGGGAGAUGCCACGGCGCCCAAGCCGAUCGCGGCCACCGAGGAGGGCACAAGCCUCGUGAGCGGCUACUCGCAGGGGAUGCUCAAGGUCUUUCUCGACAAUGGCAGCUUCCAAGACCCAGAAGAGGAGGAGGAAGACCAGCCGGAGGAGAGUGACGACGAGAUGACGAAGCGCAAGAUCCGCAAGGAUCCUCUGCGGACGGUGAAAAGGGCCAUUGGGCACGAGGCAUAUGCCAUGCUGCGGGUGAUGGACUAG
This is a messenger RNA of Hirsutella rhossiliensis, 2601 nucleotides long. RefSeq lists its product as uncharacterized. Lineage: Eukaryota; Fungi; Ascomycota; Sordariomycetes; Hypocreales; Ophiocordycipitaceae. The record is from RefSeq and is a predicted model, not a curated record. The transcript has 2 exons. The coding region runs from base 1 to 2601 and encodes 866 amino acids.